Molecule: messenger RNA, 10357 nt
Organism: Trachemys scripta elegans
Lineage: Eukaryota; Metazoa; Chordata; Testudines; Emydidae
Gene: CBFA2T3
Product: CBFA2/RUNX1 partner transcriptional co-repressor 3
Biological process (GO): DNA-templated transcription; negative regulation of DNA-templated transcription
Cellular component (GO): nucleus
Molecular function (GO): transcription corepressor activity
Source: RefSeq, a predicted model, not a curated record
UGGGUGAUAGGGAAGACAGAGCUGGGCUUGGUCACAGAUGGUUCCUGUUGGGGGAAGAACAAGGGUACAGCUGCCCAGUCCUCCUCCCCUGCUGCAUUAUCACCAGCAGGCAGCUGUCUGCCUUCCCCUCUCACCCUGGGACACAACUCCCCCUCCACAUCAACCCUGGUGGUCACAUGAGCACCCAGCACCCCUUGCAAGGCACACUCCAGAGCAGGCUGGACAGCAGUAAGUCAGAGCCACUCAGGGGCAGGGUGGCCCAGGGACAGAACCAGCAGCCGCUCGCCUGCAUUUUCUGUUAUGCAAUCCGCGGGAGAGGCCGGAGCUCUCCAGCCUGCUCUCCUCCGGUGUGGAUUUGAAACAGCUCCUCUCCCCUGCAAAGUGGCUGAGAGCAUGUGAGAGAGAGACACCCUCCAGAGCCCUGCAUGGCCUCUGGUCGCAGCUAGCCUCCAGCCGAGAGCUUAAGUAGAGCCUCUCCAGCGGUGCUGGCAGCAGAGGGCCUGGCACUGCAUUUCUGGAGCCCACCACCACACCGUUCAGCUGGCACUGCAAGCAACCGGCUGGGCUUUAAUGGCUGGAGGCUCCUCCGAGCUGGAAAACCGACCUUCCGCCUCCACUUGCCAUGGCACCUGGGGAAGGGGCUCCAGGAGAACCGGCCAAGGUAGUGCAGAGAAGAAGAAGGCAGCCACAAUGCCUGACUCGCCGGCCGACGUGAAGACUCAGUCCAGAUCGACACCCCCCAACAUGCCUCCUCCUCCGCCAGCCGUCACGCAGGGAGCCACGCGGCACCCCUCCUUCACGCCAAACACCAAUCAAGAAGCUGGGCCUCCGACGUUUCUGCCUCGCGGCCGUUUUCAUGGUUGCUUGAAAUGGUCGAUGGUCUGUCUUUUAAUGAAUGGAAGCAGCCACUCCCCUACCGCUAUCAAUGGAGCUCCUUCCACCCCCAACGGGUUCAGCAACGGGCCUGCCACCUCUUCCACUGCUUCCCUGUCCACCCAUCAGCUCCCUCCCGCCUGCGGCGCCCGGCAGCUCAGCAAACUCAAGCGCUUCUUGACCACCCUGCAGCAGUUUGGGAACGACAUCUCCCCGGAGAUCGGGGAGCGGGUGCGCACGCUGGUGCUGGGGCUUGUGAACUCCACGCUGACCAUCGAAGAGUUCCACUCCAAGCUCCAGGAGGCGACUAACUUCCCGCUGCGCCCCUUCGUCAUCCCCUUCUUGAAGGCCAACCUGCCCUUGCUGCAGCGCGAGCUGCUCCACUGCGCCCGCAUGGCCAAGCAGACCCCAGCCCAGUACCUGGCCCAGCACGAACAGCUGCUGCUCGAUGCCAACGCCUCUUCCCCCAUCGACUCCUCUGAGCUGCUCCUGGAGGUCACCGAGACUGGCAAGAGGAGGACACCAGACAGGACCAAAGAGAACGGCUUGGACCGAGACCCUCUGCACCCCGAACACCUCAGCAAACGGCCGUGCACCAUGAGCCCCGCUCAGCGGUACAGCCCCAGCAACGGGCUGAGCCACCAGCCCAACGGGCUGCCCCACCCCACCCCGCCCCCACCCCCGCACUACCGCCUGGAGGACAUGGCCAUGGCACACCACUACCGGGACACCUACCGGCACCCCGACCCCAGGGAGCUCCGGGAGCGCCACCGGCAAGUGGCCGUGCACGGCUCCCGCCAGGAGGAAGUGAUCGACCACAGACUAACAGACAGGGAGUGGGCUGAGGAGUGGAAACACCUCAACAACCUGCUGAACUGCAUCAUGGACAUGGUGGAGAAGACGCGGCGCUCCCUCACCGUGCUGCGCCGCUGCCAGGAGGCCGACCGCGAGGAGCUCAACCACUGGAUCCGCCGCUACAGCGAUGCUGAAGACAUGAAGAAAGGCCCCAACCCCCCACCCCCCCCCCACAACAGCUCCUCCAACUCCGAGGCCCCCCCAUUAGACACUCACCGGGAGUUUGUGCCCAGGCCCCUCUCUGGUUACAUGCCCGAGGAAAUCUGGAGGAAAGCUGAAGAAGCUGUGAACGAGGUGAAGCGCCAGGCCAUGUCCGAGCUCCAGAAGGCGGUGUCGGACGCGGAGCGCAAGGCCCACGAGCUGAUCACUACCGAGCGAGCCAAGAUGGAGAGGGCCCUGGUGGAGGCCAAGCGCCAGGCUUCCGAGGACGCGCUGACGGUGAUCAAUCAGCAGGAGGACUCGAGUGAGAGCUGCUGGAACUGCGGGCGCAAGGCCAGCGAGACCUGCAGCGGAUGCAACACGGCCCGCUACUGCGGCUCCUUCUGCCAGCACAAGGAUUGGGAGAAGCACCACCACGUCUGUGGGCAGACUCUGCAGGGCCUCCAGGCCUCCGCCGGCGCAGCCCCUUCCUCCGGGGUGGGCUUAGGGGUGGGCUCAGCUCAACCGGAUGUGGUGGCUGUCAGCGCCUCCAUCACCAGCGUGGCCACCAUGGCCGCCAGCCCCAGCGAAACCGGCUCGGCUGCUGCGUCGCGCUCCGGCACGCCGGCCACCCCAGCUCCUCUGGAAACGGCAUCACGCUAACCAACCGACCGGCCAGCCAACAGAGGGGAAAGAAACAGAGAAACCUACAGAACGUCACUGCUGCUACUGCUUCUCUCCAAAAGAAAAACUAACUGCAUUCAAUGCAAUUCCUCAGCUACCUGACUCUUCUGUGACCUCCAAAUGACCUCUCGAUCUCUCAUAUGUAAUCCUCACGGAUCCUCAAACUGGGCUUUAAGUGGAGUUAAGGCAAAUACCAAUCUUCUCUGUUCUCGCUUCGGUUUUCUAUGAUUUGGGGAGUUACUAUCGGCGUCAGCGUCGGUUUGUUUGUUUUCUUCUUUUCGGACAAGGAAUUUGUCCACAAACUCUACGCACCUUGACUCGGGGAUGUGCGUGUGUGUGUGUGAAAUCUCCCUCCCGGUGCGGCCGGGGGACGGCAUGAUGAAGGAUUUCGAUUUUAGAAGGCAAGAAACUUCUUCUCUUUUUCGUUUUUCUUUUCUUUUUUUUUUUUGUAAAAAAAUAAAUAAAAUAAAAAUAAAAACGUCAAACUCUUUGGCUUUAAGUAAAAAAAAAAAAAUCCAAAAAACAAAUAAAACAAAGUAAAACCAAGUAAAGGAAGCUUACCUGUAAACUACCUUGCUAGCUAGCCAAGAACAUACCAGACUCACCUCUGCUCCAAAGGAAAUCCAAAAACAAACAAACAAAAAAAUCCAAACUUUUUUUCCACUGCCAAAGUUUUUUUGGUUCUGUUGUUGGUUAUUUUUACUUUUUUGGUUGAUGGUUUUGGUUUGUUUUCUGUGAAACAAGGAGCAGCGCUUAUCCCUUUCAACCAAACCACGACGACUGGCCAAAGGCAAGCCGGCGCUCUUGGACUCCUUGCAUUCUUUGGUGGGGUGGGGUGGGUUCUUGCGCUGGACUCUCAGCAUCCACACGUACCUUGAAGGAGGAAGGACGCGCAUCUGUGGAUUUAAAGAAUUUUAUUAAAAUAAAGCAAAAACAAACAAAAAAAGAUACACAACUUUUGUGCGUGUGUGUGAGUAUGUGUGUGUGUGUGUGUGUGACGGGGAGCCAACAUUGUGUGCUCCCUCCCUCUGUGGAUUAUAAACGUGUUUCACUUGCCUAGGAGAGCGUGCUAAUGAACAAGAACCUUCAGAUCCCGGUCGUGUUCCGGAGAGAGCAUCGUUUCAAACAGAACUGUGACAAUCUGUCGUUGAUUCUCCACUGCUCGUCAGAGUGUGAGCAGAAAGCAAUUGCACCAGUACCUUCUGCUUCUUGUACUCCUCCACUACCUCUCUCUGCUCUCCAUAACCCCACCUCUAGCUCCAGUAUCUUGUGACUGCCGUCCUUACUCCUUCAACCUUUCACAGGAAAAAAAAAAAGACACCUUUUGUUUUUCCCCUUCUGAAGACUCUUUCGAUUGCCUGUAGAUAGACCCCCUUGCUUUUGUGUCUACUUGUUCUCCAGAUGUUUUCUCCAGUCCUGUGAUGAACAUUGUCAUUGGGUUAUUUUAUUUCGCUUUCGCUUUUUCUUUUCCCACCCCGCGUCCCCUCAUAUGAUUUUGCAACAGUUUCUAGGAGGAAAGAAAGGAAACAAACAAACACUUGUUCUUAGAGAAGGAAAAAAAGACAAUGUAGAUUAUUGUGCAUUUCUUGCAUCGUGUAUAACGCGCAGAGGACGGGAGUGCAAUAUGGAAAGUGACAUGGCUGCAGAAAGGGAGAAAGGUGGAGACUGCCCAGCCACGGUCAGGGCAAAUAUUGUACGUUAAUGUGAAUGUAUAUAGUAUUUGAAGAGGUCCAAAAAAAUAAUAAUAAUUAUAAUAAUAAAAGAAGAGACGUUUGCCAAAUAAAAAAAAAUGAAGAUAAACCACUGAACUAUGUAAAGUUUAGGAAAUAGGUUUUAAAAAAAAGCAAAGUCCACGUGUUCAGUAGAAGGAUUAGUUUUCCGGAGUUGCAAAAUCCAUCACGUGUGUUUUUAAAAAAGUAGGGAUUUCAGAUCAAAAGUUCUCAGGCACUAGUCAUUGCAAAGGGAGGUUUGGCUGAGGGCGAUUGACUCAGAACCCUAAGGUGGCCGUGUUUGGAUGUUUUCCUCUCCCCUGCAACCCACCCCCGAACCUCGCCCUUGUUUGUAUCGUUUUCAGAAGCACUGUGUGGUUCUUUAGAACAUCGAUUCAGGUUUUGGAACAACAAGGAGUCCUUUGUUUAGCACAAUGGAUACAUGCAGGGCUAGGCGGCAUUGUUCGGUCCCACUGCGGUUGGGUCUGCUUUGCCCUUUCUUUUCUAGUUGUGAGCCCUGGGUCUCUUAGCUGCAUCGCAUCCAAUGUGAGUCCUCCCCGUUCAGUUGCACACCACUCAAGCUCCCUCCUGGUGGCUGUGAAGUUGUAAAGACCAUGUCGUGUCUCUCCUCAGAAGUGCGACGUGUUCCCAUGGAGAGGUUUGGGGUUGUGGCUGUUUCUCUCAGUGGAUGUGGCUCUGACGCCGUUUGGUUGUGUUGUCUUGGCUCUGGGACGGGCUGUCCUGGAGAAGAGUGUGGAGGGCUGUGUUUGAUGUGUACUUUCACUGCCUCUGAGGGAUGGCUGUAGACGGUGCCACGUGGUUCUCCGCAGCUGAUGCCGGCUUGUCCUAGGAUUCCAGGAUUUCAAAGCGAGACAGACCCAGGCAGGAAGUAGGGUUUGAGGGAAGUUGUUAGUGCGAUGCUGCGGUCCUUGCGCCUUGCUGUCCCCUCCCCUAGCUCAGCUCUCAACCACAAUGGGGGUAUCAGAUCUUAAGAACCAGACGUGGAUCCCAUCCUAUGGAAGGCAGCCAGAGUUUUGCUGUUGGCUUCGAGCAGGACGAAGUCACAGUUCUUACAUCCAAAGUUUGCAGGCUUUGAACACCUGGCAGUCCUGAACUCAGCAAACCCGGCAGCAUUUGAACCCGGCCAGGAACCAACAAGUGCCAGAAGCACCGCCAUUCUGUAGCCCUCCUCUCCCCCGCCAUGCCUACACGGUAACGUGUCCCAGGGCUGCCCAGAGGAUUCAGGGGGCCUGAGGUCUUUGGCGGCGGGGGGCCCCCGCUGCCGAAGACCCGGCGCUUUGGUGGCAGGUCCCAGGGCAGAAGGACUCCCCACCGCGGGUCUUCAGGGCACUUCGGCAGCGGGUCCGGAGCGGAAGGACCCCCCGCCACCGAACUGCCGCCGAAGACCCGAAGCAGAAGAAGCUCCGGGGGCCUGGGCGCCACGAGUGUUUUCUGGGGGCCCCGGAGCAAGUGAAGGACCCUGCUCCAGGGGCCCUGAAAAACUCUCAUGGGGGCCCCUGUGGGGCCCGGGGCAAAUUGCCCCACUUGCUCCCCCCCCGCCCGUGUCCUCACAUGACAAUCUGGACACCUUACGCUGUUGGAAGAUUACAUCCCUGGGGAACUGUGGAAAACUUUCCUUAACUUCCUCUAACCCCAUGGCAGCCUGGUCUUUCUAAAGCAGGCCUGGAUUCCUGGCUAGUAAGAAUCUUCUGGAAAAUACCAGCCCACAUGAGCCCCGCAACCCCGAGAGACAGUUCCUCUAAAGUCCCAACUGCUGCUCUCCAGAGGAAGGUCACAUCCUCGGUGAGGGAUGAGAGGAGGGACCCAGUAAGAGACAAAGCAGCCUGUCAAUAUCUGUGAGUGCAGAACUUCCUCCCCUGGAACUGACUGGCUGUUUGACGCAGGCCGGUCCCAGCAGCAAUGCCACUGACCUGAUCUCUCUGCUGAAGGUCUCCCUAGGACCUGUAGUGAGUCUUGAAGCCCAAGGUGAAGCUGUGCAGAGUCUGGUCCCAAAGCCCUAACUAACUGGGCUGGAGCUAUUGCUGGGGUUUGUUUACCAACCAUUUGACGGUAGCUUGCAGUGAAUCCAGCCAGAGACCUUUUAAUGGGCCAAACCCGAGACUUCGUAGCUUCUGUUUGUUUCCUUCCGCAGCCUCAUUCAUCCAGCGUUAGGUUCUGACCCUGGUUUUCUGACAUGCAUCACUCGCCCUAAGAAGGAUUGUUGUGUUUAUUUAUCACGUGAUAUAUGUAUAUUGUCUAUUUUUCUUAUAUUUCAUGAAAAGAGGUAAUAUAUAAGAGUUUUCAGAUGUCAUUAACCGCAGGGUUCAUCCUGCCAUUCGUAGUGUUUGUUAUUUUUCUAAACCUCCUCUCGUGCUUGAAUUUCGGCCGCCUCUCUGUCCCAUCCGUCUCACAUCUGCUCAGCAUCCGGACCCUGCCGCUCUACCUCCAACUUGCUUAAAAACCAUAGACGACAAUUGUAUAGAAAGGAAAUAACCCCAUUUAAAAAGAACUCAACAAGCUUGCCUUCAAACCAAAAUCCCUGGGAGGGGAGAGGGGAGCGGGAGGGGAGCCUCCUGCGGAAGUCCAAACCGGAAAGCUUUAAAAUAGAGUAUUUCAGUGGCCAAAAAACCACCAGGAGUAUGCAGCUUCCCAGACAGUGACGCUCGUGGCACAAAGAAAAGCAGGCGGCAGCAAUAGAGAAAACCACUCGCUGGCUCCUCUGGGUAGGGCGAGAGGAUGCAGGCGGUUCCAGGCUCUUUCGUUGUGAGAUGGUCUUGCUAAACCUCCUCAGUCAGAGCUUUCUUAUGUGUGGGCUUUGCAGGGUCACCUCACCCUCCUGUGUCCUGCUAAUCCCUGAUUCCUCUGCCAGUGCCCCCCAUUGCCUGGGAAUGUUAUUCCCAGUGGAACAGACACCAGCUGGGAGAGUUAAUAGCCUCCUCAGCCAUGGCCAUGUCAGCAGGUUUUAAAUCCCUGGGGCAAAGCAGCAUGGUUAGAUUGUGUAGUGCGUGUUGUGUGUACGCCCUGCAGUGGGCCAGAUUCUGCGCUCAGUGACUUACCUGCAAGCGCUUUGUCUCCAUGGGGUUUGCAGGGGUGUCACUAAGAGCAGAAUUUGGCCUGCUCCACUGCGUAUCCACCUGCCUCAUGGUUACAGUGUAGGCCCAGAUUGUGUAGCAAAAGGAACUUAACCUAGGCCAAAAAUCCAGGGAAUGCUGACUCUCCUGGGCCCAGGCGCUGUCCCCGUGCGUAUUCCUGUGGGGAUGGGUAUAGGGGGCAAUUGGGAGAUUUCUCUCUCCUGGGUGGUGGCUCUUUGGGCAUCUUUUUGUGAAGUCCCUGAAGAUGAUCAGAAAAGGAAGGGCCAAUGUUUCGCCCCUCCUGCAGCCCGUGCCAGGAGCUAUUUAAGCGGGGUGACCCUCCCCACAUGGCAGCUCUGCCUGGGAGGCAGCAGGAGCAUGGGAGGGAGGGGUGGCGCCUGCUGCUUUCCUUCCAGCGGCCCUGGGGCAGUGAGGAGAAAAAUAGGGAAUGAGCCCAACCCCAGGCAGGGGUGAGGGAUGGUUUUGUGGCUAAACAAGUGGUGAGGUCAGAACAACCCCAGGCAGCUCAGCACAAAGGCAUCUGAGAUCCGGGAUAUCUCGGGUGGCACCAUGUGUCCUCCAAUCCCAUUGACGUCACUGGGCAUGUGGUUCUCUGCAGGAUUGGCUCGUCGUUUGCAAUCAAUGUGUGUCUCGGCCCAGCAUGGCGCCGUGUUCAUUCGGGUCACCUUCCCGUUCCCAGAGGGCAGAGGGAAGUGGGCGUGUUUGGCAGGUCAUUCCUGAUGCCAGGUUCUUUCUCGGUGCUGGAGCCCAGCCCUGCGCUGCACAUAGGAUCAGAAAGUUUAGAGCAUGCGCCCGAGGGGGGGAGCCGUUUAUUGACACAGGGACAGCGAGAUGGGGGUUUUGUUUGGCUUUACGCAUGACUCACCGUGGACCCAUUUCCAUGGGGGGCUCUUUAACUUGGGCCCAUCCCUCAAGUUUCCAAAUUGAAAUCCAAGCUGAAACCAAAGCACCUCCCUCCUGCCCUGCUCCAGCCGGGCAGUUUAGUGGUGAUCCUAGAUGUUAGAAUUGGAAGAACUCCCUUAGGAUCUGUUCAGAUCAUGCCAGGGUCUGGGCAAGACUGAUCCACAUGGUACAUUUACUAGGGCUUUGCUUAGUCCUGUUUUAAAUAAACUCCGUGAUGGUGUUUUGUUCCCUGGUCUGCCGCGUCUCACUGCCAGGUUUUCCGGAGAGUCUGUAUUCUCCCUUUCUUAAUAGCAUCCCAUUGCUGCUAGUUACACUCUCUUCUUGCAUCCAACAUGAUCGCGCUCUUGGUGCUUCACCCCCAUCAAAUACAUGUGGAGUAGGGCUCGAAUUGUAUCCCUCCAUCCUUCCUCAUUGCUCAGCUCGUCUCAGCUCCCCUCCAGCCGUCCUGCCAGCCCCCACCAAUCCGUCUUGCUCUUCUCUGAAAGUCUGGCAGCCAGGUCCUGCCCAGGCACAAUCUUCCUAGUGGGAGUCAGGCUCCGGGACACGGGAGCAUGGGACAGGCACGGCUGGGUGAACAGCGAAGCGCCAAGGGUGCAUCUCCCCGGGGAGGCAGGUGUUGGGUGCACUUCUCAGGGUGCACCUGUGAUGUGCGCCAAUGGUUCUUGAAUGCCAACUGAUUGCGUCUCAUGGCUUAGAUACCCCCAGCCCACGCCUAGACUACUUGGAGGCAUUUAUAGCACAGGCGAGUCAGUCUCCCUGAGACUGCCAGCAACAUCCUUCCGGUCACACGCUUACCAGCAAACACAGGCAGAAAUUACCUGGGUGUGAUCUAUUCUGUAGGGGCAAAACAGAGCCAGUGCUGUUGGUGCAGCUGUCUUGCUUCUGGCCAUUGCCCCAUGUGAACUCACCAUACAUUCCCUGUACGCGUGUACACACACACACACACACACACACACUGUGCUCUGGUCUCUUCCGCUUUCUUACGAUCCUCUUUUUUCUUUAUGGGCAUCCCCACGCAAUUUUGCGGCCUUUGCGGGGGAUGGCCGGGCUCAUGUGUACGCUAGUUACAGCAAUGAAUGGGAGGCGAAGGAGUUUCUUGGGCUGCGAUCCCCACCCCCUGGUAGGCGGGACCCUGCUUCCCAUCUCUCUGCGCUGGUGGUUUUAUGUAAGGCAGAUCUGGGGGAGCCGGAGGGAGUUUUUGUUUCUUGUAACAAGCCCAUCUCUUGGCUUGUCAGUUGCUUUGGAGAACAGCAGCAGGACACCCCUGCUUGGGGUGUCAAAAAAACAGACGUAAACACAGCCCAGGGAAAAUAAAUACAGAGUAAACCCAGGUUCUCAGACUUUCUGCUAAGCCUCUUCAGAGCGGCAGAUUCUGGGAUCCCGUCCAGAUCUGGCGGCUGAGCCUCUGAAAGGCGGCUUUGCCGCAGCAAUCCAGGAGAAUUUGCUCUGAUUCCUCACCUCAAACAAACAAACAAAAAAACCACCAGGUGCUCCCAGAAUUUCCCCCUUCCCGGCACAUUUCCUUGUCCCUAGCCAGGGUGUGACCCAGCCAGCAAUUCCGGAGAGCCCAAACUGCUCAGCCCAGCCUGGGUGGAACUCCGCUAAGCCCCAGGGAUGGAUGUGACCCACCCUCAGUUCUGCUCCCGCUCCCCCCUCUCUGAAGCGACUCUGCCGAAAGUCUCGAAAGCCGCUGACGUGCCCGGUCAGAACCCAGUAACCUGCUCCUGCCAGGCCCACGGGAGUGCCAGCGUCGGGGGGGCUGGGAGGCGAUUGACUCGUAAAACUGUGCAAUACUUGAAUGAAAGGGGGUGGGGGAGGCAUGGCUUGUAUAGACUGGUGGGCGUGCGUGGAAAAAGAGUUUAACGAGGGGAGAAAACAGAAAUCCCGCACCCCACCCCGCUCCCUGCUGUUUGUGGGUUUCCGUGGCCAUUCCAGAGAAAUGACGACAUGAUAGGAGUUUUUUUGGCAUGCUGCCCUUCCCCCGCGGUUCCCUGCUUUCUCUAACUGUACUGUAUGUUUGACCUGUGAAAGAUGUAAACAUUAUGAUUCAGGUUAUGUCUGUUCUUAACUCUGUAUCCGUGUAAUAAAGACAAUUUAAUAUCA